AUGGCUGGCUGGGGGGCUUUCCCCUCCCGGGGGGAGGCUCCCAUCCAGCCCCAGGGAGGGGACUGGCAGGUUUGGAGACUGGACUCUGGUGACGCAAUGGAGGGACGGGGCCCGUCCACUGGGGGAGAUUUUUCUGCCCCCCCAGCCAACCCUGCAGGGGGAGCCCCGGACCCGGGCUCUGAUGGGCCGGGGGUGACAGAGCCAGCCCCCACGCUCAGCCACCCCUGCCGCUUCUUCUUGGCGGGUGGUUGCCGCUUCGGCGCCCGCUGCCGGAACCCCCACCCCGGCGCCCCGCCUGCCGCCCCCCAGCCGCCCCCCGAGCCCCCCAGCAAGAAGCCCCUUGAGCCCCCCAGCAAGAAGCCCCCCAUGAAGACAGCAGGGGACGUCGUCUCCCGCAUCCUCUGGGACCGCCAGCUGCCGCCCGGUGAGUUCACCGUGGGCCACCUGGACCGCUUCUGUGGUGUGCGGGAAGACGCCUUUACGGCCUUCUGCUGGGAGGACCUGGCGUCGGUCGGGCCGGAGGUGCUGGCCAUACCCCAGCACAGGAUCCAGUACUUCAAAUAUCGCGGCCGCGUGGUGUGGGACAAAGCCAGCCGGCUGGACGACGUUUUCGGCUCCACCGGGGGCGGCCGGACCAUCCUGGAGGUGAUGGAGGAAGAGGCCGGGCGCCAAGAGGCCGCGGGAAUGGGGGACGGCGGAGCCGGGGUGCCGGAGGAGGCUGUAGCUCCGGAGAACGAAGAGGAGGAGGAGGAGAAGGAGGAUGUGGCUGAGCCAGGCGCUCAGAGCUGCCCCCCAGCAGCCCCCCGGCCUCCCCGCCCCACCCAUUUUGUGGCCGUGCGCAUCACCAGCCCGGAGCUGCGGGGUUCGGUGGCCCGGCUCCAGGAGGCCCUGAGCCAGGCUGACCCCACCUUGGCCGAGUUCUGCACCCCACUGGCCACCCUCCACCUCACCCUCUGCCUUCUCCAGCUAGACGACGCUGGCAAGAUGCAGGCGGCUGUCACCGCCCUGCGGGAGCUGCAGGCCGAGCACCGGCGCCUCCUGCCCCCUGCCCCGCUCCUGCGCUUCCGGGGCCUGGGCACCUUCCGGGGCCGGGUGCUGUACGCCGCCCCCGCGCCCGGCCCGGAGCUGGCGGGGCUGGCCCACGCCCUGGAGCAGGGCUUUGCCUGCAAGGGGCUGACCGUCGUCCCGGCCCACGAUUGUUUCCAUCUCACCGUGGCCAAGAUCCCGGCGGGUGGGGAGCCGAGGCUGAGCCUGCCCCCGGAGCCCCCCGGGGAGGAUCUGGGGACCCAGGCGGUGGAAUCGCUGUGUCUGUGCCAGGUGGGCGGGGGCAGACGGACCGAUGGGUUUUACAGCACCCUCGUGGAGCUGGAUCUGUACUGA
This is a messenger RNA of Emys orbicularis (European pond turtle), 1380 nucleotides long. RefSeq names its product leukocyte receptor cluster member 9 (gene LENG9). Lineage: Eukaryota; Metazoa; Chordata; Testudines; Emydidae. The record is from RefSeq and is a predicted model, not a curated record. Gene Ontology annotation, molecular function: metal ion binding.